CGGGCGGCGGAUCAGGACAGCAGCUGGAGCACCUCUCUGGCUCUCUGCAUCUUCUGCUGCUGCUCCGGGUCCCAGGGCCCGUCCCCGAGGCUCUUGACCAGGGCCUCCGCCUUCUGCACCGUCAGGUCCCGGGAGGCGCCGCGCAGACCCUCGAUGUACAGCAGCAGCACCGGGAAGCUCUCGUCAGGGACCUGGGGGGACAGACCUCCAUGAAGCCCUGAGGGGGGACUGACCUCCAUGACCUCUGAGGCCCUGAUGACUGAACCCUGGAGCCUCAAGGGGUGCAGCGGUGUGGGGCUUACCUUCUCAGAGUCGUACAUCUGCUGCAGUAACCACGUCUGCCUGUGCUUCUGGAACUUCCACGCGGCGCGGUUCUCAUUCCAGCUAAGAGUCAAACCACAAGGAUGUCAGCGUGGGAGGGCCUCGCCUCCAUGAGGCCGGAUCAGAGGCCCACAUCCUCAGCCUGGCAGCGACAUCAUCUCAUCCUCCAAUACAAACUAACGUGGACGUUGCCUACAAACCCGGCCCGUUUCCUAGUUAGUCCCCAGCAUGGACGGAGAAAUGACCCCGAGGACCCCGGCUACGCACCAGGUGAGGUAGUCCAAGUUCUGUCGUGACGGCAGCACCUUCUCCGGGGCCACCUUCUCCACCGUCUUCCCCUCGGCCUUCAGCUGGGCCUUCUCCUCCUUCUUCCGGAUCUUCUUGAGUUUCCUCUCGAGAACCCGGCGCUCCUCGGGGUUCGGCUCCUCCCCCUCCUGGGUGGGCUCUGUAACCUGGCAACACACAACACAUGCUGCUCGUCAGGGGGUCCAAGUAUUACCAUAACCAUCGUCAUCAUCAUAGUUAAUAACAUAACUGGGAAUCAGGGGAAGAAAGAAAAAGUAUUUUUGCACAUUCCCAGAAAGGUCUGAAUGCUUUUCCGGCUCACUUUUACCUGUAAAAAUCUCCAGAAUGCUACAAGGUAGAAUUCAAACCUGAAAACUAAAGAUAAUGAAGUGAUGCAGCAGAGUCCACCAAACAGCCUAGACCUCCGCUGUUUAGUGUCAACACCCCGUGGCUCCAGCCCUCCCUCACCUUUACCUGACUCCCAUAUUUACAUAUUUCUACUUUCUACAUUCCCUUGUUGCUCACUGGUAACGCGCCUCUAGGUUUCCAGAACUUUCUUCGAAGUCAAGCUCAUUACAGCGAUGGUAAAAUUACAAUCCAAAAGAAGUUCCAGCUCAACUCUCUCUAAAGAUCUGGACGUUAGAGUGCCCUAAAUAUGCUGAAUGGUAGGAGGGGACGCGCCUGUACUUCCACUUCUGCUCUAGGAUGGCAGUUCACUAGCAAGGGAAAAGCAGAAGACAGAAUGGACCUUAUCCUUCCUACUUCUCAGCUCCAUGACAGUGAUGACCAACAUCUCAACCGUCAGCGUGAUGCAGUUCAACACGGACCCAAACUAAAGCCUGCAGGUUACUGAGCAGCCAUUAGCCGUUGAUCUGCAUCAAUGAAACAGAAGACAUGUUUAUGGCGCUCCAGGUCCCCCAACGCCAACACGGCCCUGGUUCCCCUGAGGCCAUGACACAUGACCACAACGUCAACAUGGAGGACUACUCUGAGCGCCACCACAACCUGACGGCGCCGCUCAACAGCUCUCUGAGGGCCGUCUCCAUCAUCCUGCAGGAGCCUUCAGGGGAGGACCACUACCUCCUGGGCCUCGUGCUGUCCUGCCUCUACACCGUGCUCCUCUUCCCGCUGGGCUUCGUGGGGAACGUCCUCAUCCUCGUGGUCAACCUCAGCCCCGGCGGCGCUCUGAGCGCGCCCGACCUGUACUUCGUGAACCUGGCGGCGGCAGACCUCAUGCUGGUGUCCGACUCGCUGAUCGAGGUCUUCAACCUGAAGAGGGGCUACUACGAGAACGCGGCGCUGUGCACCUUCAUGGCGCUCUUCCAGCAGGUCAACAUGUACAGCAGCGUCUUCUUCCUGACCUGGAUGAGCUUCGACCGCUGCAAGGUGCUGACGGGCGCGGCGGGCCGGCGGCCACCCGCCGCCCAGGCCCGGCUGAGCUGCUGCCUGGUGUGGGUGUCGUCCGGCCUGCUGACCGUGCUGCCCUUCGCCCUCGCCCACGCCCAGCACCGCGGGGAGCUGCACUUCUGCUUCGCCAACGUGUCCCAGGUGCUGUGGCUGGAGGUGACGCUGGGCUUCGUGCUGCCCUUCUGCGUGCUGGGGGUCUGCUACGGGAGGAUCGCGCUGAGGCUCCUGCGGAGCCGGCGGGGGCCCAGCGGCCCGCAGCAGUGGCCCCGCCGGCUGAAGGCCCUCAGGAUGAUCUCCGCCGCCGUCCUGGUCUUCUUCCUCUGCUGGCUCCCGGAGAACGUGUUUGUGUGCGUGCACCUGCUGCGUGGGCCGGCGGGGGGGCGUGGCCUGGCGGGGGGGCACCGCAGCGUGUGGCAGGACUACCCUCUGGCCGCCCACGUGGUCCGCCUCGCCGCCUUCUCCAACAGCUGCCUGAACCCGCUCAUCUACAGCUUCCUGGGGGAGACCUUCCGGGACCGGCUCAGGCUCUUCCUGAAGCAGCGCCGGGCGUCCGGCCUCCAGAGCCCCCGUCGCCCGCCCCCAACCCCCGGGCCGCAGCACCUGCGCUCCAAUCAGCUCUCUAAGAUAUUCAUCUACCCUCAGAAGACCCUCAAAGACCCCCCUGAGGGCUAGAACUCUCUCUGGGGAGUCGUUCUGCUUCAGGGGUCCUGCUGCUGCUGUUUAUUGUUGCGUUUGCAUUUCAGUCCCUUUUUGAGUUUUGUUAGUGCAUGCUUUUAAAUUUUCAUUCAUUGUUUAGAGAAGUUGUACACCCGAUCGCAAGUUGAAUGAGUAAUUGUGGUUAUUAUUGGGAAAUGAGUAUUCUACAAAUCCGAUUUUGCAGGACUGAUAAGCAGGCACAAUAAACUGACAAUAAUCAUGCCAAAUAACAUAUUUUUAGCACAUUUAAAAUCAAAGGACACACUGACAAAAGGGUGACAUUGAUAUAAAGUGGUGUGUAUUUAGUUCUAGGUUUGUUGGACAAGGAGCACCGAACAAUUAUCAAAAAAUAAUAAUUACAUGAACUGUUCCAGUUCUUCAGCAUAUUUGAUAGAGCGACCAUGAAGGGUCUGGCCCUUACCUCUUGUGGUGCCUCCUUCUCCUCCUCCUCCUCCUCCCUGGAGUUCUUCUUGGGUUUUUUGUGCUUUUUUUGCUUUACCAAUAAUUCAGGAACCUCCUGUUCAGACUCCUGCUUAAAUAAAUUUAAAAAAAGGAUAUAUAUUACUGUUGUGAUAUUCUACCAUAAAACAGCUGCCUUAUAUUCACGAGAGAAACGGCCACGUGAUUCCGUACCUCCAGCUUCAUCUUCUUGCUCUUCUUUUCCAGUUUGCGGUCCUUUUUUCUCUUUACAGACUCCACUUCAUCCGACCCCUUGGUUCCGCUCCCGUUGGGCAUGUCCUUAGCCAUGGCUUAUCUAAUAUACAGAAUGGACUAAAUAGUUUCCUAAUUAAUCAUGGGGUAAUUAAUCAUUUAGGUUCAGGGUUUGCCAUUUUUAGGUUUCAUGUACAACUAAAUGAAACUACACUGGAAUGAGCAUGAACUAAUAUAUGUUGAGUAUAUGCGACACAUUUUAUAUAAUAUUCCUACUACGACCCUGUCAAAUUGGCAAAAUAACAUAAGUUAAUAUAAUCUACGUGUAGAUCUGAAGUGCAACGUUCUAACUCUGUAACUCUGCCUACAGACACCGUGUCUACUUCACUUUAAAUACCUUAAUGUCGUCCAAGGGGCACUUCGUAUUUGAAAUAAAGUCACGAGGAAGAGCUGCAGAACUAAAUGAUCCUUUUCAAAGCAUGGGAAACAAAAACCAGCAUGUCGGUGGAGGCGGAAGUCACGUCACUGUCUUCUUCUUCUUGGGGUUUAUCGGCGGUUGGCAUCCACAACUUGGUGCAUUACCGCCCUCUUCUGAUCCAGUUAAUGAAUCAAAACAAAAAUAUCCAAACACUCACUCAUUCACACCUUCUUUCUACUCUAUAUCCUAUCAUAUAACCCUGUUUCUCUCAAAAAGCCAAACAAUACUUUUAUACAAUUCCUCUUCAUUAAUCUUAAAAUAUUUUCCAAAGUAUACUCCUGCAUACCCAAUUCUCUCAAUUGAUUUUUCAUACUUUCCCUCUCCAUCCCAUAACCACUACAGUUCAUUAAAACAUGUUCCACUGUCUCCUCUACCUGGCACCCCUCACAUAAUCCAGUGGGGUGUUUUCCUAUCAAAUUCAUUGUUUUAUUUAGUGCACUGUGCCCCAACCUUAACCUUAUCAAAAUGUGUUCAUCCUUCCUCUGACCACUAUACCUUAUUUUAACAUUAACACUUUUUUGAAUAUUAUAUAUCUCCCUUUCUCCUCACUGUCCCAUUUGUCUUGCCACAUUUUGUUAACUUUUCCCCAUAUCAGGCUUUUAACUUCUGCCUUACUUAAACUGAUAUUCAUUUCUACUUUUUCCUUCUCCAAUGCCUUCUUCGCCAUCUUAUCGGCUUUCUCAUUUCCCUUCACCCUUACAUGAGCUGGAACCCAUAAAAAAUUUAUUUGCCUCCCCUGCUGAACGAUUCUCGUAAUAGACUGUAGAACUUCAUAUAACAAACCCUGGCGACUACUUGAAUAAAAAGACCUCAUACUUGCCAAAACUGAUGCUGAAUCUGUACAGAUCACAAUUUUUUCAACUGUACUUGAUUCCACCCAUUUUAAUGCGACCAGCACCCCCAACAUCUCCACUGUAUAAACGCUUAAAUUAUCUGAUGUUCUUCUAUUAAACUCUAUUCUUUUUGAUGGAACAACUACUCCAAAACCACUCCUGUCUCAGGUUGUUUGGCACCAUCUGUAAAAACAUGAACCUACUCACUGUACUCUAUAAGAAGAUGAAUAUUAAAAACAC
This is a messenger RNA of Gadus chalcogrammus (walleye pollock), 4911 nucleotides long. Its product is annotated as G-protein coupled estrogen receptor 1-like. Gene Ontology annotation, cellular component: membrane. Gene Ontology annotation, biological process: G protein-coupled receptor signaling pathway; cellular response to estradiol stimulus. Gene Ontology annotation, molecular function: nuclear estrogen receptor activity; G protein-coupled receptor activity. The coding region runs from base 1501 to 2685 and encodes 394 amino acids. The record is from RefSeq and is a predicted model, not a curated record. The transcript is spliced from 2 exons. Lineage: Eukaryota; Metazoa; Chordata; Actinopteri; Gadiformes; Gadidae.